Colletotrichum chrysophilum is the source of this 1872-nucleotide messenger RNA. RefSeq lists its product as uncharacterized. The record is from RefSeq and is a predicted model, not a curated record. The coding region runs from base 1 to 1872 and encodes 623 amino acids. The transcript has a single exon. Gene Ontology annotation, biological process: carbohydrate metabolic process. Lineage: Eukaryota; Fungi; Ascomycota; Sordariomycetes; Glomerellales; Glomerellaceae.
AUGUGGUUCAACGCGCAAACCUGCCAGGGUCUGGCAGCCCUCGCGCUCUCCCUGCUGUCCGCAAGGACGAAUGCUCAGGCAGUGCCUCCUGUGAACCAGGAGAAGGGAGUCUCGGCUUGGGCCUUUGACAUGAGCGAAGUCACUCUCAGCAGCGGGCGCCUCUUCGACAACCAAGCCCGUACCCUCACCUACCUGAAAUGGGUCGAUGUUGAGCGUCUCCUUUACAACUUCCGCAAGAACCAUGGUCUGUCUACGAACAACGCGCAAACCAACGGCGGUUGGGAUGCCCCCGACUUUCCUUUCCGGACGCACUUCCAGGGCCACUUCCUCAACGCCUGGGCUUUCUGCUACGCUCAGCUGCGCGACACCGAGUGCAAGGACCGGGCGACGUACUUUGCGGCCGAACUCAAGAAGUGCCAGGCAAACAAUGCAAACGUCGGCUUCAACACUGGCUACCUCUCCGGAUUCCCCGAAUCUGAGAUUACUGCUGUCGAGGACCGCAGCUUGUCCAACGGCAACGUCCCAUACUAUGCCAUCCACAAGACCAUGGCCGGCCUUCUCGAUGUCUGGCGCCACAUUGGUGACAGCAAUGCUCGCGACGUGCUUCUGGAAAUGGCUGCCUGGGUCGAUCUCCGCACGGGGAAGCUCACGUACGCUCAGAUGCAGAACAUGAUGAGCACCGAGUUUGGUGGCAUGAACGAAGUUAUGGCGGACAUCUUCCAUCAGACAGGUGACCAACGGUGGCUUACAGUUGCUCAGCGUUUCGAUCACGCGGCCAUCUUUGACCCUCUUGCGUCCAACCAAGAUUCCUUGAAUGGAUUGCACGCGAACACGCAGGUCCCCAAAUGGAUUGGUGCUUCUCGUGAGUACAAGGCCACUGGAACAAGCCGCUACCAAGACAUCGCCCGCAACGCAUGGAACAUCACCGUCAGCGCCCACUCCUACGCCAUUGGAGGGAACAGCCAGGCGGAGCACUUCAGACUUCCCAAUGCCAUUGCAGGAUUCCUGAACUCAGAUACCUGCGAGGCUUGUAACACUUACAACAUGCUCAAACUGACGAGAGAGUUGUGGUUGACCAACCCGAGCGCUACUCACUACUUUGACUUCUACGAGAGAGCUCUCCUAAACCACCUUCUUGGCCAGCAGGACCCCUCGGAUAGUCACGGCCACAUCACGUACUUCACUCCAUUGAACCCUGGCGGCCGUCGUGGUGUCGGCCCUGCUUGGGGCGGCGGUACUUGGAGUACCGACUACGACUCCUUCUGGUGUUGCCAGGGCACCGGUCUUGAGACCAACACGAAGCUGAUGGACUCCAUCUACUUCUACGACAACUCCGCUCUCUACGUCAACCUGUUCGUCCCGUCGGUGCUUCGCUGGACUCAACGAGGUGUUACCGUCACCCAGACAACUGACUUCCCCCGUGGUGACACCACUACUCUCAAAGUCUCUGGUUCUGGACAGUGGACCCUUAGAGUCCGCAUUCCGUCGUGGACUUCAGGCGCCCAGGUCACCGUCAAUGGACAAGCUGUCACUGCGACGUCCGGCGCAUAUGCUGCGAUUGAUCGCACUUGGGCUGACGGCGACACCGUUGUCGUCACGUUGCCAAUGAAGCUGCAGACUAUCGCCGCCAAUGACGACCCCAGCAUUGCGGCACUGGCGUUCGGCCCUGUCAUCUUGAGCGGUAACUACGGUAGCGACACGCUUUCUGCUGUGCCGACUUUGGAUUUGGCCUCGGUCAAGAGAAGCGAUACGACUGGUCUCACUUUCACUGCAGCUGCAGAUGGAAAGACAGUAGACCUUGGCCCGUUCUACGAUGCCCAGGGAUUUAACUACAAUGUCUACUGGUCUGUCAGUGGCAAUCUGCCGGCCUAG